AUGUCUACCAAAGGAAAAGCACCAGUCUGGUUCAUAACUGGCACUUCGUCUGGCCUCGGGCUUGCUUUGACUCGCUACGCCAUCGCCAAAGGCCAUAUUGUCAUCGCGUCAUCCCGCAAUCCAUCCAAAACGCCAGAUUUGGUGUCCGAAGUCGAAGGUAGCGGCGGGAAAUGGAUCACGCUCGACGCGACACGGUCAGAAGAAGAAAUCCAGAAGACAAUGCAAUUUGCAGAGUCCCUCUUCAGCGGCAUUGACGUACUCGUCAACAAUGCUGGCGUGAGCGUUCUGGGGGCUGUGGAGGAUAUCCCUGACGCCGAUACUGUGUUCCAGAUGCGGGUCAAUUUCCUCGGGCCAUUGAGAAUUAUGCAGGCUGUCCUUCCUGGGAUGAGAAAACGAAGAUCCGGAGUUAUCAUGAAUGUCUCCAGCACACAAGGCGUUGCUCCGGGUCUCGCCUGCGGUGUCUAUGCAGCAAGCAAGGCCGCCUUGGAAGCUGUAUCCGAGUCUUGUAGCCUAGAGGUUGCACAGUUUGGGAUCAGGGUUCUCAUAAUCGUCCCAGGUGCUUACAGAACGGAGUUUGGCAGUUCGAGUACUGGCAAACACAUUGAGCCAUCCGUGGAGUACGCGGGUGACCAUCCGGUUAAUCAAAUGCUUCAACUCAUUUCAACAUUGCCCAAGGUGGCAAUUGGAGACCCCAACAAAGCCGCUCAAGUGAUGUUUGAAGCUGCAACUGGAGAAGGCGAAGCUGGAGAGCUCGUUAAGAGAGAAAAGUUGUUGAGGGUCAUCAUCGGACCCGACUGCUGGAAAGGGGUUGACAAAAAGGUCAAUGAACUGCGAAGGACCACGGACCUCCUCGAAGGGGUCGCUGCAAGCACGAACUUGUAG
This is a messenger RNA of Cladophialophora psammophila CBS 110553, 882 nucleotides long. RefSeq lists its product as uncharacterized. The coding region runs from base 1 to 882 and encodes 293 amino acids. The transcript has a single exon. NCBI's taxonomy places the organism in Eukaryota, Fungi, Ascomycota, Eurotiomycetes, Chaetothyriales, Herpotrichiellaceae. The record is from RefSeq and is a predicted model, not a curated record.